Euleptes europaea (tarantolino) is the source of this 587-nucleotide messenger RNA. RefSeq names its product M-phase specific PLK1 interacting protein (gene MPLKIP). The record is from RefSeq and is a predicted model, not a curated record. Lineage: Eukaryota; Metazoa; Chordata; Lepidosauria; Squamata; Sphaerodactylidae. Gene Ontology annotation, cellular component: nucleus; centrosome; midbody. Bases 1 to 555 code for a protein of 184 amino acids. The transcript has 2 exons.
AUGUACCGCCAGGGCUUCCGCCCCCCGACGCCUCCGUCUGUGGCCGGCGGCGGGUUCCGGAGCCCUCCCCCCGGGGGCGCUCCGCCGUCCUCUCCGCAGGCCUACCGGAGCCCCCGCCACACGCCGCCCUACGGACCCCGCUCGCGGCCCUACGACAGCCCCGCCAACUGCCAGCAAGGCGGCGAGUGGCUCGGAGGCCCGCCGGCGGCGGCACACACGCCGCGCAGGCCCCACAGCGCCAGCCCCGCAUACUCGGCGCCCUACGGCGGCGGCUGGUCCCCCGGCGGAGCCGCCCACCAGGCGCGGCCCUACAAGCAGCCCCACGCGGGCGGCUACCAGAGAUACAGCCAGGGAUCACCCAGGACAUCAACUCCAUUUGGUACACCACGUGGCAGAGAGAAAAGAGUAUCUAAUGAUGUGGAAAGCUAUUACAAACCUUCAAUGCUUGAGGACCCGUGGGCUGGCCUAGUGCCAGUAUCUGUCACUGAUGUUAAUCAGCAAUUUGGCAGGGAGCAAACCACAUACACUGGUAAAAAGGGGAGGUAUUUCAGUUAACAUUUCUAGAAGUGAAAUAACACCCGCUGUGA